GGCGAGCCGAGGCGGCGGAUGAAUGAAUGAAUCUUAAGACAGUCGUGAGUGGCGCAUUCACGAAACCGCGAGCACGCCUUUGAGGGACGCGCUUUUUUUUGAGAGAGGACCUCGUCGCGGCUUCUUCUCCUCGUCGUCGUCGUCGCCAUUUUCAUCCUCCUCGUCGCCGUCGUACCUUCGCUUUGUGCGCACUUCGCGAUUGCGUUAAAUGACCGUUUUGUUAUCCGCAGCUACGCCGAUCAGCGAGUGCGUGUGUGUUCCGCGUCGCGUGUCUCGCUUUGCCGCUUCGUUUUUCGCCUCUCUCGCGGUUUUCGAGUUUUUCUCUCGUCUCCGCUGAAUUCGCCGUUUCCUCUUCGUUUGCCUUAUCUUCCUUUUAUUCUCUUGCGAAUCCUGAGUUCUUUCGGCUUUUCGUGACGAUCUUCUCAAUAUCUCGAUUGUUGUAAUGCCGCGAUCAUCAACAUGAUCGGCCGUUUAUCCGUAAAUGAAUGAAGCGGUAAUUACAUCAGAAUCGAAAGCUGCAACACUGUGUUCGGAAAGUAGAGAACAUCUUCGAAGAGAAGAGAUCAGCGUACUUCUGCAGGAACGAAUCUUCAUACAAUUUUUUAAUGAAAAUAGCGCACACAUUCUUCAUUCGGAGUAUGAAAGUGACGUGCAAGAGUAGUUUUCAUUCAUUAUUAUCCGAUGAUUAUUAUACCGCUGAUAAAAAUGAUCGGCGCGUAUAUCGUUUGGGAAAUAUCGCGAGAGCAGAAUCGGUGCACUGCUGAUAUUCGUUUGUGAGAAAUUUCGCAGAACACAAGAACGCUUAGCUCGCAGCUCUUGAUUGCUUUUAGCAGAUAAUCGUGCGUCGGGAAAAAAUCGCAUUAUCGACAAAGAUAACUUGUUUUAUCAGAAAUAUCAUCGCUCAAGUACUUUCUCUUUUUUUAUUUUUAUAUACACCCCCGUCAUCAGUUCAUUGUGCGCAUUACAAUUGUGUGAAAAAUGUCCUGAUCGAAGUUAAACUGUAUGCAUCAUUAUAAAAAUUACGCUAAACUGUGCUAUACUGAAGCUGAAAAACGAUCAUGGACUGAAUCCUUGUAGAAAAAGAUACAGUGCAUUUCGGAAUGAAAUAAAUUUUUGCUCGUCAAGCGUUCGUUCGAUAUUCCGUAAGAGAGAACGAUCCCGCAGUUUAACUUCGCUAUUAAUGCUCGCAAGAGGGAGAAAAUGGAGCUCCCGUGCAAGAGGAGGCAUCUCUGGCAGCCGUGGCUUAAUGUCAAUAGCCUCCAACUGCCUCGCAAACCGGAAGAGGAGAGGCCAAAGGUAACGAAUCUGCAUCGAAAGCCGAGCAGUGCGUGGCGUAAGGAGCGUAGGAGAGAUCCGAUUCAGAGCGAAGCGUUGGAUAUGUCAGCAGGAAGACCAAAUCACCACAACAGACCGAGCGUGAUCGUUCCUACCACGCCGCAAGUUGGCAUCACAAUUGAGGACACUGCCAUUGCACCUACGCCGACGACGACGCCUACCGCGGCCUCGAGUGGACAGAGGACCGGUAUCAGGAUAGCGGGUGGCGUCAGCGAUCCCGCGAUCGACGAACACUUCAAACGGUCUCUAGGUCCAAAGAAGUAUGCAGCGGUCUUUAACGCCAAUACUACGGACAAAGAAACCGGCCUAAGUGUGGACGAUCAUUUUGCGAAAGCGCUCGGUGAGACCUGGACGAGGCUUCAGGAAAGCAGUCGAAAAAAGGAGUCCUAACCACCGGACAAACUCACCAGUAAUCUUGUCAUCCUAUUCGUCGUCGUCCUCGUCGCAUGUCGCUUGACGACCGUGGUAACCCACUCGGGUGAAAUCGUUCCAGUCUCGUUAAAUAUACAUUAAUGAUAGGUCAUAAUUGAUAAGAAUUAGCCGAAUUCGCGACUAUAUUCGAGGAACCUGUACAUCCAAAUAGAAGUAUAAUUAGAAAUUAAAAAAUUUAAAUUAAGAAAAAUAAACACACACGUUAGAAUACAAUCUUGAUAAAAAUGCAGAAUUUUCAAAUCGGAUUUUUAUAUUAAUAUUUCGGGAAAAAGCAUAUAAGCAAAAAGUUAAAAAAUGAUAGAUUAAAGCCUAAUGCACAAUAAAAAGUAUGGACAAUAGCAACAGGGAAAAUGAACAGUAUGUUAAAUAAAGAAAACGUAAAGCGUUCUUUGUUCAACAUACUGAGCUAUUGCUUAUUCUUUGUCCCCUAUUCCCUAUUUUAUUUAUUGUGUUUGAGGCUUGAGAAGUUACUAUGCAAUAUUUCAAAUAUUAAGUUUAUUAACUUUUUCAUUUUUUAUAAAUAAAACUGGCUUGAAUCUGGCUUCAUUUAUAAUACAAAUUUAAGUAUUUGACAUCGUUUCUUAUAUCCGACUUACAUCUUUCCUAUGUUCGAUUUAUAUAUUUCUUCUUAUUAAGUAUUUUAUAUAAGAAUUAUAAACUUAUAACACUUUUUCCACUCAGAAUCUUUCGUAGACAUUUUGUUUUAAUUGAUACGUACCGCGCUGUAUAAGGAAGGUAUCAAGUAUCCUUGAUCUUCUCGCUUUUCAACUGGAUGCUCGUUGUCGUCGCUUUUUCGUCAGGAUAACACGCGGAUACAGGAUAAAAUUUAAGAAGGCAUCAGGAAGGUUAGCCUGUUGCAGAGAUGUGCGAAAGUUUUCUUGAUGCCGAAUCGAAUCAAAUCAAAUUUUAUUUUUUCAUCGUUCAAAUUUGGAUUAAAUCGAAUAAACAAAAUUUUAUCCGAAUCUCUAAUCGAAUUAAAUCGAAUCGAAUCGGUGAAGCAUAAUUUUUAAUUAAUAACAUUAUUAUUGUUAGAUUGAAUUUUAAUAUAGAUAAUAAAAAAAUUUCUAUAUAAGAAACAAUAUUGAUAUAAUAUUAUACAUGAUAUAUCACUUUCAAUUUGAUUUGAUUCAUAUUCGAAUAGUUCGCACAUCCCUUGCCUAUUGCACGCUGUAUUUUGUACAGGCAAAUUUAAUUAUUGUAUAUAGACAUAUUCCUUUACUACGCCAUCGCCACAGUCAUUACCAUAUAGUUCCGAGUUGUGUAUGAAUAUAAAGUUAUUUAUUAUAAUGUUUCAUACUUCCUCGCAAAAUAGUAUGUUUAUAUAUAUAUGUAGGAUGUCUGAAACAUUAAGUGCAAUAUCGCUUAUGAGUAUUAUUGCUAGAUACGCGCGGAAUUGUUGGUUACAAGCAACGUUACUUACGCAGGAGCAGCGGAGAUCACACUUCCAAACAUCUUCCCAUGCACUUGUAACUGCUAGCCAUAUUUCACCGCGCGCUUGUACUAGGUGAAUUCUAUCUUUAUAAAUUAUUAACUUGUUACAGAAAUUGCAAAAUGGUAUGGAAUAUUUUUCGACUCAGUUUAGUUUAUUCUAUCUGCUCAUAAGUAGUGUUACACCUAAUAUCAGACAUCCUGUAUAUACAUAUGUGCAUGUAAUAUUUAUGUAAGCAUACGAUAUACGUACAUCCAUGGAGAACAAUGAUACCUCUCCUGCUACAAAGUAAUUUCAAUAAAGUGCCAGAUAUUUUGGAAUUCAAUCAUGUUCAUCAACCGAAUGCUCGAUUGCAUAUAAUAAAAUUUUCUCUUUUAAUUAAAUUGAGUGGAGCCACUGACGAACAUUGCAUGAAUUUCAUUAUCAGAAAUACUAAAUAUUCAAAUGUACUUGUUACGUAAUUAUAAUUUCACUCACAAAGCGCAUAUCACUUGCGUAAAAUAAUUUAGACAACUGCGACUUUUAAUUCGUUUCAAUUAGGAGGAUAGGAUCAUUGUCCAUGGGUGCAUAUUAUAAUAAUGACCGUCACGAGAGAUCUCGUGAUAGAGACGCAGAAGCCGAAUAGAAAAAAAACUAUAAUUUAACAAAGCAGGGCACCAUGUUAGUUAUAAAUAUUGUAUAAGUGUCACGUCUCUUUGAGCCAUAGGAUUGCGCUCGAAGCUGUAAAAACAAUCGAAUAGAAUAUGUACAAUAUGGCAAAUGAUGAUGACAAUGAGAUGUAUAAAAAAGAUUAAAGGGAAAAAUGUUUAAUUAUU
Messenger RNA from Solenopsis invicta (red fire ant), 4011 nucleotides. RefSeq names its product transcription cofactor vestigial-like protein 4. Gene Ontology annotation, molecular function: transcription coactivator binding. The coding region runs from base 1201 to 1725 and encodes 174 amino acids. NCBI's taxonomy places the organism in Eukaryota, Metazoa, Arthropoda, Insecta, Hymenoptera, Formicidae. The record is from RefSeq and is a predicted model, not a curated record. The transcript is spliced from 4 exons. Gene Ontology annotation, biological process: negative regulation of DNA-templated transcription.